Microplitis demolitor is the source of this 1660-nucleotide messenger RNA. Its product is annotated as tetratricopeptide repeat protein 12-like. Gene Ontology annotation, molecular function: protein binding. The coding region runs from base 700 to 1572 and encodes 290 amino acids. The record is from RefSeq and is a predicted model, not a curated record. The transcript is spliced from 5 exons. NCBI's taxonomy places the organism in Eukaryota, Metazoa, Arthropoda, Insecta, Hymenoptera, Braconidae.
UAUUAUAUUUUGUAAAAGGUUUUUUUAUUUUAUUUGUGUGUACAGUUUAUGCCGGAGAAAUAGUCGGUACGGCAAAAGACACAAUCUGUCUGUGUCUGACUCUUUUUCUUCUGUCUACUCGCUAUUAAAUUGUCUUUGGUGUAACAAAGACAGAUAAUAUUCUUAUUUCACUUUUAUUUUUAUACUCGUUUAUAUAAACACAAUAAAAUAUGAAUAUAUAUUUCAUAUAGAUCUUAGAAAUUUUUUAUCACUUUUUUUUUUUGACACUUUUUCAAGGUCAAAAUUUUUUAAAAUUUUAUUGUAGUGAAAUAAAAAAAAAAUUAGUUUUAUUUUUUGCAGGAAAGUAAAAUUUUGAAAAUUUGAAUUUUUUAUAAAAAAUUCAAAUUUGAAAUUUGAAAUUAAAAAUUAAAAAUUUUUGAUUAGUAAUAAAUAUUUUGAAAUAAAUUUUUAUAAAAAUUGCAAUUUUUUUUUUUUAUUUUUAUCACAAAAAAAUACUAAAUGAUAAAAAUUUGUAAUAAUGUAAUAAGUGAAGUCGCCACGUUACAGUAAAUACGUGUCGUGUGUGUUUUAAAAUAACUUUGAACGUGUAAAGUGCCGCAGUUUAAAUAAAACAUUAACUUCAAAGCAAUAGCAGUUUCAUAAUGUCUCUUUAAUCAUCAAGAGUAAGAGUAAGAAAAAGGAUUUAAAAAAAAAAAAAUAAUGCAACCAGAGACAAUGUUGAAUUUACGGUGGGAUAUUUUUGCAUCUCACUUGUCUUCAACUUUAGAUUAUUGUUACGAAAAACAACAUUUCGUAGACUUAUCACUGGGAUUGUGUGCAAUGGAACAAGUAAAUUCAUUUUCUGAUGAUAAAAUAAAGGUUUUGGAAAAUUUGUCCCUGGAUAAAAAUGUUACGGAAGAGGAAUUUUCAAAUUUUAUGCAACGUGUUACUGAAGUCGAGAAAAUUGUGAAGAAAUUAAAUUCGAAUGACUGCAAGGAUCAAGAGGAAGGAAAAAUUUUAGCGGAUUACAUUUUAGAGGGAAAUAAAAAUUUUGAUAGCAAAGAUGCCGAUGGUUUGAAAAUAAAAACAAACAGAACAGUGAUAAAUAAAAGUUUAAAAAAUGAAACCGACGGAAAUGAAAUGCCUAGAAAAGCUUUUAUGAAAACAAUGGAAGCGGAUGCGAGAAAACGUUCAGAGGAUCGGAAAGUUCGUAAUGAGCGGGCAGAUACGUUUAAAAGAAUAGGAAACGGCGCAUUCGGAGUCGGAGAUUUUGAAAAAGCGGUGACUUAUUAUGGGAAAGCUAUUGAGCAGCGUAAAGACAGCGCUGUUAUAUGGAACAAUCGCGCGCUUUCUUACAUCAGACUCGGGUUGUAUGAAAAAGCUCUGCAGGACUGCGAGUGGGCUCUGAAGGUCAAUGACUCGAAUAUAAAAGCUCUUUUGAAUAGCGCCAAGUGCUAUGCUUACUUAGGAAACAACAAAAAACGCGAUGAGUUCAUUCAACUUGCGAAAGAACGUGUUCCCAAAUUUUCAAAUUACAUCAAAGAUUUUGAAAAGGCAUUGAAAGAGAAUCCUAAUGAUGAAGAAAUUAUUUAAUUAUUACAAUUAAUUAACAGUGAAAAUAAUUAUUUUAAAAAAUUACCAAUUAUUAUAAAUAUAAUUCUUCAAUAAAUUUGUCACGACU